AUGACUCGAUCCUACCAUGCAGACGGCAGUCUGAUAUUUGUAGGCCGAAAGGACACUCAGGUCAAACUUCAUGGACAAAGAAUCGAACUUGGAGAGGUAGAAUCAUGCAAAGAAUGGGGAAAAGAAUUUGAGAACUCGGAACUUACACGGCUUCGUGACUAUCUAUCCACUUGCUUGCCAACAGCAAUGAUUCCGAAACAUUAUAUUUCCGUCGAUUCCAUACCUGUACUUUCCUCGGGAAAAAUGGACCGCAGGUCUCUACGUCAGCUUUCACCCACCCUUAACUCCCAGCAACUAGGUGUCUCGCUAGAUGAGACUUCUGAGAAGCUUCCACCUACAUCAACGAAAGAGUACAAACUUCGGAAAAUUUGGGCAGCAUUGCUCGAUACGGGUGAGGAGAGUAUAGGAGUCAACGACAAUUUCUUUCAUCUUGGCGGAGAUUCGAUUUCUGCCAUCAAAAUGGUCGCUGCAGCUCGAAAGAAUAACCUCCAGCUCACGGUCGCGCAAAUAUUCGAUUAUCCCCUCCUUGCUGACUUGGCUUUGACCACAACCACCGAAAGCAUUUCUGAGGCUCCGCAAAAAUCUCGAGAGGCUACUGACUUGGCAGAGCUAGUCAGUCGAGAGUGGGAUAUUGAUCUUAAUAGUAUCGAGGACAUUUACACAGCAACUCCACUUCAGAAAGGCUUAAUUGCUCUGACCACACGUAAUCACAAAACAAAUACUCUACAACAAGUCUUUCGCCUAUCAGCUGAUGUUGAUAUCGACCGUUUUAUCGCUGCGUGGGAAAAUGUAGUAUCUCAAAAUGCAAUCUUACGCACUCGCAUCAUCUUCACCAGGUCGUCGAUUUUGCAAGUGGUGCUCCGUGAAAACAUUGAUUGGCAAACUGCAGUCAGUCUACAAGAGUACCUCAAUCGCGAUAAUGGUAUAGCAUUUGAUUAUGGCACCAGGCUUGUACGUUUAGGUCUAGUGCCGGAUCGGGACGGCGCUCAUUAUUUUAUUUGGACAAAUCAUCACAGUACCUGCGAUGGCUGGAGCCAUUUCGGCAUGCUUGAUAUGUUUGGGGGAUGUUACGAGAGAGUUGAAACGACUCGAUCACCACCUUUCAAGAACUUUGUUGCUUAUUUUGAAGAAAACAAGGACGGGAAUUAG
This is a messenger RNA of Botrytis fragariae, 1149 nucleotides long. Its product is annotated as putative hc-toxin synthetase protein. Gene Ontology annotation, cellular component: cytoplasm. Bases 1 to 1149 code for a protein of 382 amino acids. The record is from RefSeq and is a predicted model, not a curated record. Lineage: Eukaryota; Fungi; Ascomycota; Leotiomycetes; Helotiales; Sclerotiniaceae. Gene Ontology annotation, biological process: amino acid activation for nonribosomal peptide biosynthetic process; secondary metabolite biosynthetic process. Gene Ontology annotation, molecular function: catalytic activity; phosphopantetheine binding. The transcript has 2 exons.